Lacerta agilis (Sand lizard) is the source of this 3215-nucleotide messenger RNA. RefSeq names its product lysosomal associated membrane protein 2 (gene LAMP2). The record is from RefSeq and is a predicted model, not a curated record. Gene Ontology annotation, cellular component: membrane. Lineage: Eukaryota; Metazoa; Chordata; Lepidosauria; Squamata; Lacertidae. The transcript is spliced from 9 exons. Bases 23 to 1354 code for a protein of 443 amino acids.
AAGUCGCUUUUCAACCGCUGGCAUGGAGACUCUGAGGUCAGCCGCCGGUCGCCUCCCGGGCGCUCUCUUCUGCGCCCUCGUCCUCUUCUUGCUCGAAGGAUCAGUUGUUUACCAGGCUUAUGCUGUGGAUGUAGAAGUGAAAGAUGCAUCCAAUGAGACAUGCCUAUUUGGAAAAUGGAUUAUGAACAUCUCUAUAACAUAUGAAACUGAACACAAUGAAUAUAAAAACACAGUUCUUACGUUCCCUGAACAUGUAACGUAUGAUGGAAGCAGUUGUGACAACGAAAUAUCUGGCCCUGUGCUAGCAAUAGAGUUUGGAGAAGGUCAUUCUUGGAAUAUCAGCUUCACGAAAACAAACGACACCUAUCAAGGGAUCAUCUCCUUCACCUACAACACAAAUGAUACAGCACUGUUUCCAGAUGCUAAAAUGAAAGGACCAAUUACUACCUCUACAAACUAUCCUUUGCAUCCAGUUGAUCUAGACACAGUUUUCAUUUGUCAAAAUGGGGACUUCAUUGAAUCUGGCAGUGUUAUACAGAACUUCCGGAAUGUCAUUCUUGAGGCCUUUCUUCCAUCUGGCAACCUAAGUAACCAAAAGACCGUGUGUGAUAAAGAUGCUGUGGUCACCCCUGAGCCGCCUGCUCCUGAUACCACCUCCACUAAUACCACCUCCAUCACCAAUACCACCUCCAUCACCAACACCACCUCCAUCACCAACUACACCACAGUGGAGGCUAACGCAACAAUGUUAUCACGUUCCAUCAGCCAACCAGAAGAGAUACCUGCCACAGGAACCUACUCUGUUAAAAAUGACACCGAGAUCUGUCUUCUGGCAACCAUGGGGCUACAGCUGAACAUGGCAAAGACUCUUAUGAACAUUAAUCCAAACACAACUAAAGCUAGCGGGCAUUGUGGCAAUACAUCUUCUAUCCUCACCCUGACAGAUACCAGCAUCGUGGUUGACUUCACUUUUGCUCUCAAGAACACAAGCAUUGAAAGAUUUUACCUGAAAGCGGUGGACGUCACUGUGACCAACCCUGUAAAUGGAACGCAGUUUGCUGGAAGUGACAAUCUCACUUUCUGGGAGGCCUCCCUCGGAAACUCAUACAUGUGUCGAAAAAAGACGAAUCUUAUAGUGACUCCUUCAUGUAGCCUGAAUGUCUUCAACCUAAGGAUCCAGCCAUUUCAAGUACAGAAUGGCCAGUUCUCCAUAGCACAAGAGUGUUUGCUGGAUGAUGACACCUAUCUAAUCCCAGUUAUAGUUGGUGCUGGUCUUGUGGGCUUGAUUAUGAUUACAGUGGUUGCUUACGCGCUUGGCAGAAGACAAAGCCAACCCGGAUAUCAAACCUUGUAAAUUUUGUGUGACUUGUUCUUGGCUUUGGCUGUGAUUUCUAAAGAAAAGUGCAAGCUCCCAAAUCGAAACCAGCCACCAAAAAGGUCCGCAAUUCUCUCCUCCUUAAAACUGUGGAGAUGGCCCUCCAAAACAAAAUAUGAUCAAGAACGUACCUCUUCUGAACAUAAUAAGGACAUCAUAAAAAUGUAUUGGGACUGACUAAUGGCCAUGGCAAAACCAGCCCAAGUAAAGUUAACCUUGCAAAUACGUUUGUAUGUGAACUUCAUGUAUGGAAAUAUACCUGAAAAGCGGGCAAUGGUACAAAAAGGAAUCACUUAGGGUGACCCACUUAGGGUAUCAGAGCAGCAUGGAAAAGCUGGUGUUUGUACUUAACUGCUUUGUAUACUCCAUCCUUUACAACUGAAACGUAACCUGGCUGACUUGGUGACUGUAGCCUAGGAUACCAGCCAGGGAAGCUGUGCAGUGCUUAAGCAGCAUUUUUCUAGCUCAUGGCAUUCAGCAAUUUGAAUCCCUUCAUACCCACUUCAGCCCAAGCAAACCUGAAUAAUGCCAGCAAGGAUGUAAAAGCUUUUCCUUUACUAGCACCGUGGCACUAGUAACUUCUGAAGCUUGUGAAUCCUAAUUACUGUCUGGUCCUACCUGGUCAUUUGGAAAACCGCAGAGCUGGAUCUGUGGAAGCUUAGUAUUGCUAUCUUGCUAUUUGCAGGGAUAGAGGAGGAACCCUUCAUCUUAGCAUUCUCAUUCCUUUCUUUAAAAUAAAGGAGAGAGAAUCAGAGUUCAAAGUGCCCUUAACUUUUACAGCAAAUCACUGGGCUUGCUGUUAAAAGUCUUUUGGUUCCAUUGCAGCCAUUGAUACUGUCUUGAACUGUUAAAAGUCUGUUUAUACUUCCUUUUGUGCUAAAAUGAAAACUAUGUUCUUGGUUAUACAACCUUGGAUAUUAAAAAAAAAAAGAUCCAUGAUUAUCACUACAUUUGGGGCAAGCUGCUACCUGAAGUAUACUGCCAUGGGCAGGGUGAGAAAACUUGUUCAAAAAUAAAUGCCUGCUCUGCAUUUUGCAGCAAAUGACUUUGGUGUACAAAACUACUCAGUUUCCAGUAAGAGAUUUCGUUACAUAAAAGACCACUGAAAUAUGUAGAGUUUCUGCAACAAUUGAUUCUCUAAAUGUGUAGAGUUCCCUCCAAAAGUGAACCAUCUGUUCUGAGAGUUUAAAUUGUGCCUGUUCAGAACCACCUCGGUUUGGAAUCCUCUAGCCUAGAUGAGUAAGAGUGGGAUUCCCCUUAAAUCAAGGAUUAAUUCACUGUGACCCUUUAGCCCUUGUGGCUCAUUAUGUUAAUUAUGAAGAGAACAAGGUAGCAACCCCCACCCAUGCUGCAAUUUAUCUGCUUGUGUUUCCUCCUCCAAACAUAAAUCGACUUGCCUAAAUCACCCUUGUGAGCUGUCUGCUAGAAAAGUCUUUCCUUUCCUUGGCUUGGCAAUUUGAUGAUUUUUGCAUGUGUGUUUGUGUUAACACGUACCAUCUUACUUAAUUUGUCAUAGCAAUUUGUCAUUGCACAUAUGCCAUAACAGAUUUAGACUAGAUGCAGUGGGUCAGAAAUGAUGGCAAAAUGUGUCCCGGAAAGCUAAGCAAAGUGCACACCUUCAUCUCGAAGGUAUAGAAAUGCUUCUGCUAAGCACACGAGCUUUUCUACUUAAAAUCUGUACAGCUUCAAAGUGACUGGUUUGUGUUAAAACACCUGAAACGUUAAUGUCUGCUUUAAUCUGUUGAAGCCACUGUCUUUCUUAUAUAAUUGUAUUUCUACGUAAGGACUUGAUUGUCUGUGCACAAAAUGCUUUAAUAAAGAAUCUUCUGUUCCUAAGGAA